AUGAGAGCAACGCCAUCGCCGGUGCCUCGGGCAUUGGCGGCGGCACGGCCUCGUCGGGCGUGGGUAUCGGAGGACACCACCAGCAGUGGCGCAGGAGGUGGUGGCGGCGGAGGAGGAGGAGGAGGUGGUGGCUCCGUGAUGAGCGGCUUCGGCAGCAAUGGCAACCUGAACGGAUCGCACGUCUCCAGCAGCGGCGGAGGCUCCUCCAGUGUGAGCAACAACCUCAAUAUCGCCACGGCCACCUUGACGGCGACUCCGGCUCAUGCCAGCGCGGGAUUCGGAACGAUUGGCGGACUCAGUGUGGCGGGAAUGGGCGUGGGCGUCGGCGUGGGAGUGGGCGUGGGCGGGGGCAACUCCACACUCAAUUCGCUGGUCGUGGGCAACCGCCUGAUGAACAGCAGCCUGCCGACGCUGCUCAAAUGA
Drosophila ficusphila is the source of this 423-nucleotide messenger RNA. RefSeq names its product glycine-rich cell wall structural protein 1-like. The transcript is spliced from 2 exons. NCBI's taxonomy places the organism in Eukaryota, Metazoa, Arthropoda, Insecta, Diptera, Drosophilidae. Bases 1 to 423 code for a protein of 140 amino acids. The record is from RefSeq and is a predicted model, not a curated record.